UUUUGUUGGAUUCGCGUGUUUGUAAGCAGUCUGUGUGUUUUACGUCUUCGUGCUUCGAAACGUCAGAUUAACUAAUCAGAUUCAAGGAGGUUCACUCGAUUGAACGGUAUCUGAAGGACAUUGGCAAAAAACACUUUUUCACGUAAUUUCGGACCAAAAAAUGUGCCUAGUGUAAGUUGUCUUCAAGACUUCAAGAUCAACAAGAAAGACCUGAAACAAUUAGAAAAUUCUUCAAGAUGUCUAUGAUUGACUUGGAAGCCUGGGUUAUUUAUCAGUGCGUUUGUUCAGAAUGCAGCGACUGUCUCUGAUCUUAUGCUUUCUUUUUGUUGUGUGACCCGCCAAGUUCUGUUAGUAGUUGUGCACUAAACUCCAAGAAUUAUCAUGGGCGACAAAGUUAUAGCCGAGAGCACCACCACCUUCAAGGCUAAGGAUUUCAGCCUAAGGGCCCAAAAGAAAAUCUUAUCAAAGAUGUCUGGCAUGACCGUCUCUAGGGUGUUCAUAGAUGACCAAACUUCGACUCUACUAGACCAUUUGUACCUUCUCGUAAAAAGAUACUUGAACGAUAAAAAAGAGUCCCAGCGGAUAGUCAAGAACAUUAUAAAGACUGUCAUCAAGUUCGCCAUCCUCUUCAGAAACGACCAGUUCGACGAGAGCCAGAAGAGGAUCAUACUCAGGGUCAAGGCCAAGCUGAAGACCCUGGCGAUGAACAUCAUGACCUUCUACGAGAUGGACUUCACCUACGAUAGGGCUUUCUUGUCGCGCAGCAUCCGGGAGUGCCACGACGGCAUCGUGCUAGUGGCGCGUGCGCACCUAUCCCCGAAAAGUCUGACUCGCAUCAACAGGGUCUUCGACUUCUUCUGUCAGGAGGACUUUCUGGACCAAGUGUUCAACGCCUCCGCCUACAAGCCAGACCUCAAAUUGGUGGUUAAGGACCUGAACUUGGCCAUCGACUCCCAGGUCUUGGGUUAGUUGGAAGAUUCUUAUUUAUCGCUCAGAAUACGGGUGGGGACAAAAUAUGGAUGUGUUUAUUAAUUUUUUUUUUAUUAUUUAUUUUUUUUUUUUCGGUCAGAGUUUGUGCCCCCCACGAUGCAGCGUGGAUUUAGAAUGAUUUAUCGUGGUCCUUCUAGUGUUUUUUUAUGAUGGGAACGUAUGAUUUGUUGUCUCGCGAACGUCGUUUUAGAUGAGGCUCAACUGUUCCCGAUUAUGCCUGGGUUUUUAUAACUUCACCGUGACAAACCAGUCCGAUGUGUUUUAUGAGCCGUUGCCCAAACUGGAGUGUACAAGGUGUCCCAGAUUCGAUGCUCGCUGAAAGCAACUCGAGAACUAUAAGAUAUCUAAGAUCUGCUUCCUGAUAUCGUUUCAAAAAAGAGAUCUUGAAGAUUUUUCUCUGCGUCUUAUAGCUCUCGAGAUGCUCGCUCAGUGAGCAUUGGGACUACCUGUACGGUGUUUUUAUGCUCUCUUGGAGUUGCACUUGCCAUUUUUAUAGAGAUGUAGCUAUUUACAAGAACAAAUCGUAUUUUUGGUAAUUCGCCUGUUGGGUCUUUUUUACUAUAGCACUGCGCUAGUUGUCUAUCACCAAAAACACACCCACUCACACAGGGAAAUAUUUUUAAUCCUAGUCGUGUGCUCCACCAUGCAAAAUCACGAUAAGCUGGAUAGUUAGUAACUUGUAACUGCCAUUUUGUCACGAAUUCAAUAAUUUCGGCAUAUCAACGAGAAAGCAAGACCAAUAAUGUAACAAUAUCGGAUGUCAAUAAAUGUAAGUCUACCUUGAUUUUUAUUCAGCUUGUCACAGUUUCCUACACUGAAGAUCCUAAUUUUUCUAAUGUUGGCCGAAGUGGAAUCAAUGUAGAUUGAAUCGAAUCUGUGUGAUAUCUUGAUGAGGUUCAAUGUAAUUUUUUUUUAGCCUUUCGAUAGCAACAUAAAGUUCUUAUCAGGUGAGACCAAAAGUAGUCAAUAAGAGAGAUUGUUGUAUGUGAAUGUUAUGUGUUCGUAUUUAUAUUAAAUGAGAAUAUAUAGUAUGUCGUAAUGAAAAAUUGAUGGAUAUACAAAGGUCUAUUUGUUAAUUUUAUUUGCACUUGGAAUUAUUUCACUAGUCACGAUUUUUUCAAGUUACACUUGCAAUUAUUGCCCAAGUCAAUAAUGUACUGUUAGCUUUGUUUAUAUUUUCUAUCGUAAUCCGAAUGAUAUUCACCAACUCAUAUUUCGAUAUUUAUUUUACUAUUGUAUAAAAGUAAUAAAUUUAAAUAAUUUGAA
Harmonia axyridis is the source of this 2256-nucleotide messenger RNA. RefSeq names its product tumor necrosis factor alpha-induced protein 8 (gene sigmar). Lineage: Eukaryota; Metazoa; Arthropoda; Insecta; Coleoptera; Coccinellidae. Gene Ontology annotation, biological process: regulation of apoptotic process. Bases 382 to 969 code for a protein of 195 amino acids. The record is from RefSeq and is a predicted model, not a curated record. The transcript has 5 exons. Gene Ontology annotation, cellular component: cytoplasm.